Closterium sp. NIES-65 is the source of this 342-nucleotide messenger RNA. The record is from the annotation of a GenBank genome assembly. NCBI's taxonomy places the organism in Eukaryota, Viridiplantae, Streptophyta, Zygnematophyceae, Desmidiales, Closteriaceae.
AUGUUUACCUUUAUAUAUGAUCUUGCAUAUGUGCAUGCGUUGGCCUCCCCUCUUCCUCCCCUCUUCCAUCCCCCUUCCUCCCCUCUUCCUCCCCUUUUCCUCCACCUCGUCCUCCCUCGUCCUCCCGUCUUCCUCCCCUCUUCCUCCCUCUUCAUCCCCUCUUCCUCCCUCUUCCUCCCCUCUUCCUCCCCUCUUCCUCCCCUCUUCCUCCACCUCAUCCUCCCCUCGUCCUCCCCUCUUCCUCCCCUCUUCCUCCCCUUGUCCUCCCCUCUUCCUCCCCUCUUCCCCCCCUCUUCCUCCCCUCUUGCUCCCCUCUUGCUCCCCUCUUCCUUCUUUCUCUGA